AUGGGUGUUCCCAAAUUCUUUCGAUGGCUCAGCGAGCGCUAUCCCUCGAUAUCGCAGUUGAUCGCCGAGAAUCGCAUCCCAGAAUUCGACAAUCUCUACUUCGACAUGAAUGGAAUUAUUCACAACUGCACACACAGCGAUUCAGAUUCACCCACGCACCGGAUGUCCGAAGAUCAAAUGUUCAUCGCUAUUUUCAACUACAUCGAGCAUUUAUACGGGAAGAUAAAGCCAAAGAAGCUCUUCUUCAUGGCUGUGGAUGGAGUAGCUCCGCGCGCAAAAAUGAAUCAACAGCGUGCUCGACGAUUUCGUUCUGCGCUUGAUGCCGAAGUCGCAAAGGAAAAAGCUAUCGCUCAGGGUAUCGAAAUGCCAAAGGAAGAUGCAUUUGACAGCAAUUGCAUUACCCCAGGUACCGAAUUCAUGGCUCGGUUAACCAAACAGUUGAAGUACUUCAUUAGCAAGAAGAUCUCUGAGGAUGUGGAUUGGCAAGGUGUUGAUAUUGUUCUCUCCGGUCAUGAAGUACCGGGAGAAGGCGAACACAAGAUCAUGGAAUAUAUCCGUCAGGCGAAAGCCCAGCCGGAUUAUGACCCAAACGUGCGCCAUUGCUUGUAUGGAUUGGACGCAGAUCUGAUCAUGCUGGGCCUUCUUAGCCAUGACCCGUACUUCUGUCUACUACGUGAAGAGGUCACAUUCGGACGACAGGCACAAAAGAAAUCGAAAGAGCUCGAACAUCAGAACUUCUAUUUACUGCAUCUUUGCAUUGUCCGGGAGUAUCUGGAAUUGGAGUUUCAGGAACUGAAGGCUAUCAAAGAUUCUAGCAUUGAUUUUGACAUGGAACGUAUCAUUGACGAUUUUAUACUUAUGGCGUUUUUCGUUGGGAAUGACUUUCUACCAAACUUACCGCACAUGCAUAUCAACGAAGGGGCACUCGCAUUGAUGUUCACCAAGUACAAAGAGGCGCUUCCAAAGAUGGGUGGUUAUAUUAACGAGUAUGGAACCAUUAAUUUGCAACGGCUAGGUAUUCUUCUCGAUCAUCUCUCUGAAUUUGAGUUUCGCUUUUUCGAAGCCGAGUACUCGGACGCGAAAUGGAUCCGUUCGAAGUCUUCGAACAGUGACGCAACGGAGUCGAAUGACAGCCAGAAAUCGUUUACGAUAACCCCCUCACAGAAGAAGCUUCUCAAAGACAUCAAGCAAUAUGUUUUGAAUCGACCGUCUAAUAUUCAGCAUGCUAAGCCGUUGGAUCUUUCACCAACCCUUCCCGCGCGAGACCGAAAAUUCGUCGAACAACUUGCAGAUGACCUACGACUAAUGUGGACGACGAUAACAGACGACCAUGGCGAACGAUUCAUCAGACUUCAACUUCCAGGCUCUACCCUUGCCAAUGGAGGGGAAGGUGACGCCGAGGAAUCCGAAGAAUCCGAGGAUGAAGAAGCUUCUAUGGCGCUCCGACGAGUGAUCAAAAGAUAUGAGAAUGCAAAGGUUUACGAGCAAACUGCAGAAGAGGCUCAGAUGGCUGCCGAGCAGAAGUAUGAGAAGAAGUUCCAGGAAUGGAAAAACAAAUAUUAUAUGGAGAAGUUUGGUCAUGGUCUGGAAGACGAAGCAGCAAUGACCAAGUUGACGGAGAACUACGUGCAAGGACUUCAGUGGGUGUUAUUCUACUACUAUCGUGGCGUUGUGUCCUGGCCGUGGUACUUCCAAUAUCACUAUGCGCCCAUGAUUUCUGACGUGAAAAAGGGUCUUGGUGCAAAUAUCGAUUUCAAACUAGGACAACCAUUCCGUCCAUUCCAACAGCUUAUGGGCGUGCUACCUGAUCGUAGCAAAAAGAUCGUCCCCCCUGCUUAUUGGGACCUUAUGACAUCUCCAGACUCGCCUAUUAUCGACUUCUAUCCCCGUGACUUUGAGCUCGAUAUGAAUGGCAAGAAAAUGGAAUGGGAGGCCGUCGUCAAAAUUCCUUUUAUUGACGAGAAACGUUUGCUCCCUGCUAUGGCCUCUCGUGAGCAUCUUCUAACUCCAGAGGAGAGAGGACGGAACGAAUUUGGUGUCACGCUGAAGUUCACGUACUCUCCAUCUAUUGAAUUUGUCUAUCCAUCCCCUCUCCCUGGAAUCUUCCCGGAUAUUCCCAGGUGCCACUGCAUCGAAAACAUAUACGAACUCCCAACUAUGGACGGACUUGAACAUUAUGUUGGACUCGUCGAUGGUGUUAAGCUUGGCGCUGCGGCUUUGGCAGGAUUCCCAACUCUAAAGACACUACCACAUGCCGGGCAACUGGCAUUCCAUGGCGUUAAUGUUUUCCAGCAGGACAGUCGUAAGGAGAGUAUGGUCAUUACACUACUUGGGCCAGAAGCCAGAUCCAAUAUUGAGUUAGCGAAAGCGAAGCUUGGAAAACGCGUCUACGUCGGCUAUCCUUUUCUCCAGGAAGCCCUUGUGGACCGAGUGUCGGAUGAGUUAUUUGAUUACGUCUUGCCGGAAGGAGAGCAACAUAUUGUUGCGAUACCACAUUCUCCACCCCAAAUAGAGCAGUGGGCUAGGAAGUCAGACAGAAUCGAAGGAUACUAUAGCAAACGCCUCGGAAUGAUUAUCGGCCCUGUUGAAUCAGUCAUCCAUGUUCAAUUGCUCAAAGGUCUGAGAAAAACUGACGACGGUGCGACAAUUAAGGAAUUUGCGGAUAUUCCUGGGCAAGAGACAGAUCAUGCUCUACAGCUUAUCGUUGAUAGCAUUAUCAGUGAAGACGAACGGUUCCUUGAAAGAGAGGCGCUCCCCAUUGAGGAGGAAUUCCCCGAAGGGUCGAAGGCUUUCUUCUUGGGAGAGUUCAACUAUGGAACAGCAGUGCAGGUCACUUCACAUGAAGAUGGGAAGAUCACUGGUAUGAUGGCAGCGGUCAAGGGUAAGGAGCCCGAAUUUGGUAAACGACAUGUUAGGGAGGCAGAGAAACUCUCGCCUUAUACGCCAUCGUUUGCUAUCGCAAGGAACCUCCACUUGAACGCUCUCGUUUUAGCAAAGAUCACCUCGUCAUUCUCCGUGACAAUUGAUGGCCAAAGAGCUAAUCUUGGUCUCAAUCUGAAAUUCGAAGCUCGCAAACUGAAAGUCUUGGGCUACUCCCGCCGAGGAGACAGCGGCUGGGAAUUUAGUAAUAAGGCGAUUGACCUCAUUCAGCAAUACAUGAUCAAAUUUCCAGAAUUUAUUGCCGGGAUUCAGAGGAAUCCACAAGGUGAUAUAUACGAGCCUACAGACUUCUACCCCGAGGAGAUUGCGAUGAGUAAAAUGAAGGAGAUCAAAGCUUGGUUGAAAUCUGUCGAGUCUAAACAUCUGGAGAAAGUCCCUCUUGAUGCUGAGCAACUCGAUUCUGACGUUGUGAAACGUAUCGAGCUUGAUGCGGAUCGCAUAGCUCAAGUACAAUCUGCACAUGAAAUCAAGCGAAUCAAAGGCGUCCCGCGACAAGCACUGUUGAAGCCGGCUGAUGUUGAGCACCGACUUGGAAAUCAACGAUUUUCUCUUGGAGAUCGCGUUGUCUAUGUUCAGGAGUCUGGAAAGGUUCCUCUUGCUUAUCGAGGUACCGUGGUUGGCGUCACUCGCACUCCUCGAACAGUCUUUCUUGAUGUUGUGUUCGAUGCACCAUUUAUGAGCGGAACAACACUGGGUGAUCGUUGCUCUCCGUUCCGAGGGCAGACUGUUCCCGUAUUCUCUAUUCUCAACCUAACCGAUCGACAACUCGUGGCUGGAUCGCGGGCUGCAAAUACGAGGGCAGCACAGAACACACCAGCAAAUAUAGGCUAUGGAUCACCUCUGGGACCAGGCGGGCUAGGCCAGUUAAGGGAUGCUCUUCCCCCUGCUCCUCUACGGGGAUCGUAUCGCGGUGCCAUCUCUGGACAGUCCAAUGGACGUGGGGCACAUAUCUCGCGGGGUGGUCGUGGUGGCAUCACCACGAAACCCAGUCAUGCUAAUGGUGAUGCAAAUGGCUUGCAAAAUGGCCAUAACUUUCGUGGGACGAGAGGGCGAGGACGUGGUGGCGCUCCCCGUGGACAGCAUCACACUCGAGGAGGUUAUACCUCUGUGGAGAAUGGUCAUCAAGACGAAGGAGUGAUUAAAAACAACCCUAACUUUCGACCGAAAAGCUACAACAAUGUGCCUCCCCCUGCAGGCUUAAAUAACGGAACUGGACGGGGAAGGCCCAACGGGGCUCGUGGAGGAAAUUCUCAUGGUGGUGGUCGGGGCACAGGCUUGGCCAGAGGGAGAAAGCCUGCAGCAGCCACCCAGUAGAUUCUGCGAGGAAUUUUGCGCGAGGUUCUACGCUUGGGUAAUGGUUAUGGCAAUGUAAUUUUUUCGUUGUAUUGGAUGCUGAAUGGUGAAACACGAACUGUCAGUCUUGUAUCCUCUGUAUCAUGGAUGGUGGUUCCGAAUAAUUAGAAAUGAAUAAACAGGCUAGUACAGGUAGUAACUGCUGUGACCUAGCAUUUGCGCAGUACUC
Molecule: messenger RNA, 4462 nt
Organism: Talaromyces stipitatus ATCC 10500
Lineage: Eukaryota; Fungi; Ascomycota; Eurotiomycetes; Eurotiales; Trichocomaceae
Product: exonuclease Kem1, putative
Exons: 2
Coding region: 1-4254 (1417 amino acids)
Biological process (GO): nuclear-transcribed mRNA catabolic process; rRNA catabolic process
Cellular component (GO): nucleus
Molecular function (GO): RNA binding; 5'-3' RNA exonuclease activity
Source: RefSeq, a predicted model, not a curated record